UCUUCCUCCACUUUAAAACCUUUCCCCUGAUUUACUCGUUUUAUAAACACUUUAACCUUAGUUUCUUCUUUCAUUUAUACUUUUACAAGUUUUUUUAUCGUAUGGACGCAUUUUAAUCCUGGAGUAGAUAAGCGUAUGGGACGGAACGUAUUUUCCCCAGUCUACUAUGGAUGAGGAGAGAGAGGAGGGGGUUCUUACCUCUAAGACCACUCUGUCUGGGGAACAUGGCCGCCGGAGCAAAGCUAAGAGGCCAGAGCAGCAGGAGAGAGCAGAAUCCCCUGGACCCAGCCGUUUCUCCAUGAAGAGCAUACGUAACCUGUUCAGAAAAAAGGAGCAAAUUCAUGAACAAGGAACACUCCAGUGGCAGAGAGCAGACUCCCCUGGAUCCAGCUGUGUCUCCACGAAGCGUUACUGUUCUUUGGAACAACGUCAUAACUUUAAAGAUGAAAAUCACCAACCUUCUAAGGAAAGACAACACCAGGAGUGGUCAAAGGUUACCAGUGCUCAGUCUGUACAGCAGCAUCAAACAGAGCUGAUCAAGAGGGCUGAGGAGAACGCACACGCUUUUCUAGACAAGGAGCUGAAGAAGCUCUGGAGGGAUCUCUUCUCAGAUUACCCACAAUGCUCAGAGAGUCAGAGGGAGGAGGAGGAGGUGGAUGAUAAGAAGGAGGAGCAGAGGAGGCGCGCCAUAGAGGGAGUGGUGCACAUCACAAUACUCUGCCUGAUGGAGAUGAACAAGAAGGGACUGGCCGACAAACUGUUGAGCGGAUAUGCUGCUGUCGAGUGCCAACAUAAAAUCAAGUCUCGUUUGAGGAAGAAGUUCUGGUGUGUGUUUGAGGGAAUCGCUAAAGCAGGACAUUCAACACCUCUGAAUGAGUUUUACACAGAGAUCUUCAUCACAAAGAGAGGCAGUGGAGAGGUCAACCAGGAACAUGAGGUCAGGCUGAUUGAAGCAGCUUCCAGGAAACCAGCUGAGGAGGAAACACCAAUCAGAUGUGAGGACAUCUUUAAACCAUUACCUGGAGAAAAUAAACCAAUCAGGACAAUAAUGACAACGGGAGUAGCCGGCAUUGGUAAAACCAUCUUAACAAAAAAGUUCACUCUGGACUGGGCUGAAGGAAAAACCAACCACGACAUAAACUUCACAUUUCUCCUCACCUUCAGAGAGCUGAAUUUACUGAAAGGGAAAGAGUUUAGCUUGGUGGAACUUCUUCAUCACUUCUUUAUUGAGACCAAAGAAGCAGGAAUUUGCAGAUACGACAGGUUCCAAAUUGUCUUAAUUUUGGAUGGUCUGGAUGAGUGUCGACUUCCUCUGGACUUCCAGAACAACCCGAUCUGUAAUGAUGUCACAAAGUCCACCUCGGUGGACGUGCUGCUGACAAACCUCAUCAGGGGCGACCUGCUACCCUCUUCUACCAUCUGGAUAACCACACGCCCUGCGGCAGCCAAUCAGAUCCCUGCUGAGUGUAUUGACAUGUUGACAGAGGUCAGAGGGUUCACCGACCCACAGAAGGAGGACUACUUCAGGAAGAGAUUCAAAGACGAGACGCUGGCCAGCACAAUCAUCUCCCACGUCAAGAAAUCACGAAGCCUCCACAUCAUGUGUCACAUCCCAGUCUUCUGUUGGAUCACUGCUAGAGUUCUGGAGGACUACUUCAAAACAUCCCAGAUAGAAGAAGAGACGCCCAAGACCGUGACUCAGAUGUACAGCCACUUCCUGAGGGUUCUGUCCAUAGAGGGGGACAGGAAGUAUCGUUCGAUAGCUGAAACAGAUUCACGAUGGAGUUCACAGAGCAGGCACAUCAUUGAUUCUCUGGGAAAACUGGCUUUUAACCAGCUGGAGAGUGGCAACCUGAUCUUCUACGAGGACGACCUGGCAGACUGUAAAUAUUAUUUCCACGAAGCCUCAGUGUACUCAGGAGUGUUCACCGAGAUCUUUAAAGAGGAGUGUGGGCUGUACUCAGGUGAGAAGUUGUUCUGCUUUGUCCAUUUGAGCAUCCAGGAGUUUCUGGCUGCCCUUUAUGUAUUUCGGUCCUUCGUCCACAAGGGUGUCAAUCUGCUCUCAGAAAAACAACCAACCUUGGGUGAAGAUAAACUCCUCCUCUUCUACCAGAGUGCUGUGGACCAGGCCUUGCAGAGUGAGAACGGACACCUAGACUUGUUCCUCCGCUUCCUCCUGGGCCUCUCUCUGGAGGCCAAUCAGAAUGUCCUACGAGGUCUGCUGGGACAGACAGGGAGUAGAAAAACGUUCACUCAGUUUAAACAAGGUAUGCUGAGACAGAAAAGAAGUAGCUCACAGACCAACAAGGAUACCGUGUCUUACAUCAAGAAGAAGAUAGAUGGUGGAGAUCUCUCUCCAGAGAGAAGCAUCAAUCUGUUCCACUGUCUGAAUGAGCUGAACGACCGUUCUCUAGUGGAGGAGAUCCAGCAGUUCCUGACAUCCGGAAGUCUCUCCAGAAAAUCUCUGUCUCCUGCUCAGUGGUCAGCUCUGGUCUUCAUCUUACUGUCAUCAGAAGAGGAGCUGGACGUGUUUGACCUGAAGAAAUACUCUGCUUCAGAGGAGGGUCUUCUGAGGCUGCUGCCAGUGGUCAAAGCCUCCAAAACAUCUCUAAGGCUGAAUAGCUGUGGUCUGUCGGAGAGAUGCUGUGAAGCUCUGGCCCCAGUUCUCAGCUCUGACUCCUCUAGUCUGAGAGAGCUGGAUCUGAGUACCAAUGAUCUGCAGGAUUCAGGAGUAAAGCUGCUCUCUGCUGGACUGGGGAGUCCACACUGCACACUGGAAACUCUCAGGCUUAAUGGCUGUCAUCUGUCAGCGAGAAGCUGUGAAGCUCUGGCCUCAGUUCUCAGCUCCAACUCCUGUAGUCUGAGAGAGCUGGACCUGAGUACCAAUGAUCUGCAGGAUUUCGGAGUGAAGCUGCUCUCUGCUGGACUGGGGAGUCCACACUGUACACUGGAAACGCUCAGGCUUAAUGGCUGUCAUCUGUCAGAGGAAUGCUGUGAAGCCCUGGCCUCAAAUCUCUGCUCCAAGUCCUCUAGCCUGAAAAAGCUGGACCUGAGUACCAAUGAUCUGCAGGAUUCAGGAGUGAAGCUGAUCUCUGCUGGACUGGGGAGUCCACACUGUACACUGGAAACUCUCAGCCUCAAUGGCUGUCAUCUGUCAGAGAGGUGCUGUGAAGCUCUGGCCUCAGUUCUCAGCUCCAAGUCCUCUAGUCUGAAAAAGCUGGAACUGAGUACCAAUGAUCUGCAGGAUUCAGGAGUGAAGCUGCUCUCUGCUGGACUGGGGAGUCCACACUGUACACUGGAAACUCUCAGCUUGUCUGGCUGCCUGGUCACACAGGAAGGCUGUGCUUCUCUGGCCUCAGCUCUGAGCUCCAACCCCUCCCAUCUGAGAGAGCUGGACCUGAGCUACAAUCACCCAGGAGACUCUGGAGCUGCGCUGCUCUCUGCUGGACUAGAGGAUCCACUCUGGAGACUGGACACUUUCAGUGUGGAGCACGGUGGAGCGUGGAGGCUGAAACCAGCUCUAAAGAAGUGUAAGUGUUUGUUUGAUUCAUCACAUCACACACUCACUAUUGAGAUGGAAAGUCCAUCCACACAGCAGGAAGUGAGGUCACAUCCUACUGGGAAUGAAGAUGAUGGCUGACAUCAUGUAUCUUACGUAUAUUAAUACUGUCCACCAUCACAGUUAAA
Molecule: messenger RNA, 3687 nt
Organism: Gadus chalcogrammus (walleye pollock)
Lineage: Eukaryota; Metazoa; Chordata; Actinopteri; Gadiformes; Gadidae
Product: NACHT, LRR and PYD domains-containing protein 12-like
Exons: 13
Coding region: 167-3640 (1157 amino acids)
Molecular function (GO): protein binding
Source: RefSeq, a predicted model, not a curated record